This is a messenger RNA of Coturnix japonica (Japanese quail), 9282 nucleotides long. It is a transcript of the gene PPM1A, whose product is annotated as protein phosphatase, Mg2+/Mn2+ dependent 1A. NCBI's taxonomy places the organism in Eukaryota, Metazoa, Chordata, Aves, Galliformes, Phasianidae. The record is from RefSeq and is a predicted model, not a curated record. Gene Ontology annotation, molecular function: protein serine/threonine phosphatase activity; magnesium ion binding; manganese ion binding. Gene Ontology annotation, biological process: protein dephosphorylation.
GAGGAGGCGGUGGCGGUGGCUGUGCAGUGCGUGCGCGAGCGCGGCGGGGAGACGCUCGUUGGCGCUGCGCGGGUGGGCGCGGAGCUCGGGAGGGGAGCGGGGACAAGGAGGGGGGGGGUCGGCGGCGGCCGAGCGGAGCGGAGCGGGAGGCGAGAUGAGCGCUGGGCUCCCCGUGGGCAGCGAGCCGCCCUCGGCAGCCGCCGCCUGUGAAUGAACUGAGGCGAGGCCGCCCCCCCCUUCCUCAUCCUCCUCCUCCUCCCCUGCUCUCCCCCCCUUCCCCUCCCGACACACCGCCGGGAGCGCGGCCGUGCCUCGCCGCCGCAGCCGGUGCCGUCCCCGCCGCGGCCCGGAGGGGACCUGAAGGAAAGUCAUCAUGGGAGCAUUUUUAGACAAGCCAAAGAUGGAGAAGCAUAAUGCCCAAGGGCAAGGGAACGGGCUUCGUUAUGGGCUGAGUAGUAUGCAAGGCUGGCGAGUCGAAAUGGAGGAUGCACAUACAGCUGUGAUUGGUUUGCCAAAUGGACUUGAUGGAUGGUCAUUUUUUGCUGUAUAUGAUGGGCACGCUGGAUCACAGGUUGCCAAGUACUGCUGUGAGCAUUUAUUAGAUCACAUCACAAGCAACCAGGAUUUUAAAGGGCCAGAUGGGCCACCAUCUGUGGAAAGUGUAAAGAGUGGCAUCAGAACAGGUUUUCUGCAAAUUGAUGAACACAUGAGAGUCAUCUCUGAGAAGAAACAUGGUGCAGACAGAAGUGGGUCAACAGCUGUGGGCGUCAUGAUUUCUCCCCAACAUACAUACUUCAUCAACUGUGGAGACUCAAGAGGUUUACUUUGUAGAAACAGGAAGGUUCACUUCUUCACACAGGAUCACAAACCAAGCAACCCAUUGGAGAAAGAGCGUAUACAGAAUGCAGGAGGCUCUGUCAUGAUUCAGCGCGUGAAUGGCUCUCUUGCUGUUUCAAGGGCACUUGGGGACUUUGAUUACAAAUGUGUCCAUGGGAAGGGUCCUACAGAGCAGCUAGUCUCACCAGAGCCUGAAGUUUAUGAAAUUGAGAGAUCAGAAGAAGAUGAUCAGUUCAUCAUACUGGCUUGCGAUGGUAUCUGGGAUGUUAUGGGAAACGAAGAGCUCUGUGAAUUUGUAAGAUCUAGACUUGAAGUCUCUGAUGACCUUGAGAAAGUUUGCAAUGAGAUAGUUGACACCUGCUUGUACAAGGGAAGUCGAGACAACAUGAGUGUGAUACUGAUCUGUUUUCCGAAUGCACCAAAGGUAUCACCAGAGGCGGUGAAAAGAGAGGCAGAGUUGGACAAGUACCUGGAAAGCAGAGUAGAAGAGAUCAUAAAGAAGCAGGGUGAAGGAGUGCCAGACUUAGUCCACGUGAUGCGUACGUUAGCAACUGAGAGCAUCCCAAACCUCCCGCCAGGGGGUGAAUUGGCAAGCAAACGGAGUGUAAUUGAAGCUGUGUAUAACAGACUGAACCCCUACAGGAAUGAUGAUACUGAUUCUGCCUCAACUGAUGAUAUGUGGUAAAACUGCUCAUCUAGCUGUGGAGUUCACGUUUCAUUCUUCAAAUGAAAGUGCAGCCCAACCUCAGUGACCCUUCUUAACAUCCAUCCUCAAUACUAAUUAAAGAAGGGAGUACGAUGUGUUGGUGAGAGUGACUGCAGCAGAAAACUACAGCAGUACGACAUCUAGCCCAGGAACUGAUCUUUUUUUUUGUAAAACAGACUUCUGUAAACGUGAUUUCAAACCAUAAUCCAUGUUGUAAAUCAGACUCCAGCAAUUUAUGUUGUAUGAUUUUGUUUGUUUUUUGGUUUUUUUUUUGUAAAGUGCAAUUGUCUUUGUACAAAAUGCUCAUAUUUAAUUAUGAACUGCUUUAAAUCACUACAAAGGUUAGAAGAAAUGUUUGACUUGUGUGAUGCAACAAUAUAUAUCCCUUUAAAUUCAUGUUGUGGUUUUGGAUUGCAAGGAGCAGCAGCCUAGCCAGCUAGGUGCUCAGGAGGUGCACAAAACUGUAAAGAUAACGUUUUGUCUUCUAUGAGAGCUGAUCCUGUGGGUGAUUUUCCCAAAAUCACAGUAGUGAAUUUGCUUGGCAAUGUGAAAACAAGAGAGUAGUGCACGUUCUUCAACAGGCGGAUCUUGUUUUCUCAGAGGUACUCCUGCUCUCACAUUGAGUUGAAGGGAGUUCUGAUUUCGGCUUUGGUGGGAGUUAAAUCAUGCCCUAUUAAUAGCAUCAUGCGUUCAUAAGCAUAUGAACCUCGAGAUUAGAAUGCCUCGAUUCUCUGCACCUCUUUCCAUUAACCCUUACCUGGAAGUACGAAUCACUGAGCACAAACAGGCAGCUUUCUACAUACCGUAGGAGCCUGCAGCAUUUUUACAAUCUUAAUUGGCUGGAUCUGCUGCUGUUCCAAGUGAAAUACUUUGAAUUCCAUUUUAUCAAUAAAGCUUGGUUUAACAAACAAGAAAUUUAUCCAUAGAUGUGUAAUUCCUUUUUUUUUUCCUGCCUUUUAAAAUGUCAGUGCCAUUGUAAAUGAUCUUUUACACGUGGAAGAAUAUUUUUAUUAAUUGGUAGCCCAUUUUUGAGAUGGGAAGAGUUUUGAUGAUUGCCCAAGAAAUAGCCAUAUGCUAGAGGAUGAAGUGGGAUUAAUCUGUGACCCUGUUUUUUUAACAAGUAUGGAUUUUUUUCAGGCUGCUUCUUUACUCCCCACUGAAGAUGUGCGUUGGUUUGAAUUUGCCUACUGUUUGAUAAAAAUACAUUUGUCAGAGCCUGACAAUCUUUAACAUUUUAUGGCGUGUGUUUUUUAAUUGACCCACUUACUUACAAUGAGAGACUAGUGGUUAAACAGUACUUGUGAGUAGAGAUAUAGCAUGUUGAUAAUAUCUAACUGUUUGUUGUUGAAAAUUCUAAUUUAAAGUUUUAUAAGAGAAUCAGCUAAGUUGAUUUAAGGUUAGCUUUCUCCCAUUGAACAUGCAAAAUUAAGUUCUAAAGUCAGUCGUGUUUGCAGAACUGCUGUUUUGUGCACCUUGUAUUGUCCUUUUGGUUGAGAGUAUUGUGUUUAAUAUGUAGUUUACUCAUUUAGUAGGCAGAUUCCCCAAAAGGAAAAUCAGUAAAGCAAGUAGACUGUAACAUUUACUGCAGUGAAACAGAAUCAAAAUGUGGUGUAUAAUUAUUUUGAUAGGAAAACGUAGUACAAUGCAUUUUGCUAUGUGUCUUUCCCUAACUUUGAAAUAUACAUAUUUGUAUAUAUAGCCUUAAAACUAAUGCAGAGUUAGGGAACACUGAACAGUGCAAAAGUAACUUAUAGUGUCUUGGAACUAAGUAUAGUAUAUACCAGCAAAGUUUUCUUUUUAUCCCUCUUGUCUGUGUGGGGUGCUUAAACGUAACUUCAUUGUAUUCAGUUUGUAAUCUGUUGGAGCAUGAAUGAAGAAAACAUAAGCACUAUUUGUAUUUAUAAAUUUCUAGCAAUUUUUGCUUAACGAACCAGUUCCUUCCCUACCUAUGAAUAAAUGCUUAAAAUGUCUAAUUUUGUUGUAGAGUGCAAAACUAUAAUAACGUUAAGUGAUAGCUUCACAGGCACCUAAUUAACAGGUGUAUGUAAUGAUACGUGGCGUGUUAGUGCAGAAAGCUAAACGCAAUUUAGGACUAGGCAGAUAAUGGUUCUGUCCUUUUUCAUAUAGACUGAAGCUUAGCUUUGGAAACUGCAAAACCUUGAACUGGACUGUGGAAACCUUUUCAGUUUCGAACUUGUAAAAAAAUCGGAAGCAAAACUGUGGUGUGUAAAGCCAUAAUUCGUAGUCACUUAAACUGUCUCGGUGACAGACUUGUACAGUUGAAGCCUCUUCCUGUGAGGCCUCCUGAAGGUCAGGAAGAACGUACCUCUGCUGUUGUGACAGGUGCUGGAACUGGGUUUGAGGGCAGUGGCAGAAAGCCCGUUUCAGGCCUUUCUCCCUCCCGCCUACGUUCAGCGUUUUGAAGAGGUCAGAGCACUGAAUCUAUUCUGUGUGCACAAACACUGCCGUUUUAGAUACAGAUUUUGAUUACAAAACACACUAACGAUGUCAAGCAUCCUAGAAAAGAGGCAAGCUGUACUUUUCACUGCUCUGAAAAGAAAAAGGCACUUUUGCACGUUUGUGCAUCUCCUUCUUGCACCAGAAACUUUUCUGUAAUGCUAAAAAUGUUAGCACCUCAGGGGCAAGGCAGCAAUUUGUUUCGGAAGUAUUGUGUGCUAUUUAUUUCCCUCGUGGAAAAAGAUUCCUGUGGGACAAAAAUGAAAACUGUGUGAUGCUUAAGAGAUGUAUUUUUAAAUACAUGUUCAAAUAGGAUGGUCCCAGUUUGCUUGGGGUUUUUGGGGUUUUUUUUGUCUGUUUUAAACAGAAUCAAAAACUUGGAAAUUAUAUUUGUAAAGCUACUUCUCUUCGUGCAACUUUGUUCUCCUUCUACAUUUAACAGCUUCACUGGCUUCGGUUUUCUGUGAGUUUUGUUACAGUCGGAUUCAAUGUUUCACUGGUCGUUCUGGGAAAAUACCUGUACUGCUUUAUAGUCAACUGUUUCAAAUAAUUCUCACUAAUUCAGCAUUGAAAUAUGUUCAAGACAGAAGCUGCUUCUAAAGCAUGUUUUAAAACCAGUGUUGGAUUAACUAAGUGUGAUUACGUUAAGCAGGCCCCCAGACUUGCAAGGCUUUGUAAAUCCGUUGUAUCAGUCGCAUCCUGGUACCCACAGUGGGCACAGAUCAGCAGGUCCUGAGCAAGCAGCGGCCUUUCAGCUCGCCUGCACUUCUGUAGUCUGUAAGCAGCUCUGCAGAACCCCUGGUGCGUGGCCAGCACUCUGCAAUCUCCAACAGAAGUCAGGAUGGGAGAUGGGAAGUUGUUAUUAACCUAUGCUGAAUUGUGGUAAUUCUAGGUUGUCUCAUGCUAGCGAGAUGCCUGCAGAAUAUUAAGCAGCAGGGGAGGAAUUGUAGCACUGACCUUGGUGGUUCAUGCAGGUGCCAGAGUUGUUCAUCUUAACGUGUGCUCAGGAUACUGACUUGAAUGACAAUUAAAUUGUUUACUAUGAAACUGAUGCCGUCUCAGCUGUAUAGGUUAAAAUCUGAGCCAUUCUGCUUAGUUCAAGAAUUGGAAACUUUGAGGUGAUUUAGUAAAACUGGGGAAUAGUUUGCACUGUAGUUGAUACCCCGAUAAGCACCUCAUUUUGACUUGUUGCACUGGGAUAAUACAGGCUUCCUAUUGCAUUUUGGCUUUUUAAUAAUUUAUAAACUAAGGAUAUGGUUUCAUGGUCAACUAAUAUCAAGACUGAGCUGCUGCUGUAAGUUUCCUUCUACUGCCCGCUUUGUGUCAGUGAAAUAGUUAUGAGAGGGAGAGAAAAACUCUGCCCUUCAGCUUGGCUAAAUGGGUGUUCCAAGUACCUGGUGCUGGGAAGGCAGGGCUGUGAGUAGCACUCCUUAGCCACACAUGGGGAAAUCAGAGCCCCAGUGCAGAUAAGUGAUGGACCUACAUAGGAAAUAUCAAAGCCUUUGUAGAUCUUUCUCCACACUGUGCUUAAGACAUAUAUUUUACCCUGGUCAGCGUUCUUUUUCUUGAAACUGGAAUCAUGAAGCUUUGAGUUUAAUGUCUUGUAUGGGAGCUCCAUGCUGACAAAUGUACUUUUUGUUAACUAUCUCUAUUUAUAUUCAGUUCUGUCCCAAGAGGGAGGCAGCGUGGCUGUCACAAUUAGGUUAAUGAAAAGGCUCUUAGAGUCGACCUUAUUUCAGUGUACAGCAGGAUUUCAUCAUGUUAAGAUGUUCGCUUGAAUUUCUACACGUGCAUUCUUGAACUGCUUUAUGGCCAAAUGACUUGGUACAUUUAAAUAUCUUCAUAUUUAAGCUUGGCCAUUCCAGUAAUAGGUGAACCUUUAGUCAUCAAAUAUUACCCUUUUUCCUCAUAAUUGGGCAAAUAGAAGAUUUUAAUAAAAACCUGACGUGCCUGGCUUAGAUUAAGAAGCAGCAGAACUGGGUAGAGCUGGGGAGCUGUACUUUACAGCUCUAUUUCCUUAGGAAUUGGAAUUGUUACUCCGUGCCAAGCUUCUGGAGGUGUAAAAAUGUCUUCAGGAUAACUGGUAUCACUCCUUGUUCCUGCAGCUGUGUCCAUUUGAGAUGGUGACGACCCAAGCCUUCAUAUGACAUUACAGGGUGCAAAGUCCCUUCUAGGCUGGAUAGAUUUUUAACUCUUUAAAUGGCAAGAGGAGGCUCCACAUGUUAUAGUGCAUAAAAUGAAUGCAGUUCCUAGAGUGAGCCAUUAAAAUACAUAAAAAUAGAGUGAAAUUUGCAGGUGGCAAUCUGGGCUGAGUAUUUUGGAAUAGAGCAGUGUUGAUCAGAGGCUGCAGCCUUCUGGUGAGCUCUGCAGUGCUUGCACAGUCUGCAGCUCAGACAUCGCCUUUAGAAGCUUUUUGUACCCUUGUUUUGUUUCCAUACUGGUGUUGCUUUGUGAGUGCGGCAGUCACCUGGGCCGUGGUGUUUGGUCGUAGGAGCUCAAGAGGCUGCAGGAGAACUUAGAGCUUUUGUUUACAGUCAUAGACAGCUGAGUGCUUUCAAGUACAAAAGGAACAGAAAGCAUGCUGAAAACACGGUUUACAUCAUCUCCUGCUGAAAAUGAAUUUCCAGGAGAAUCUUCCAAAAUUCAUUUAGUACAUGAAAAAGUCAGGCACUUUAAUCUGAUCGUGUUGCAGUUGUUGACUUACAGCAAGCCAUCUCUUUAUUUCAUUUUCUUUUCAGGUAGCAGUAAAACAGUUUUUUCCUUAUCCUGCAGGCACUGUUACACUAGAGAUCUUUGCUUCUCUGCUAAGGGUCCAGGAGUGGUCGUGGUGUCUUAGGAAAAGGGCUUCUUAGGAGAGAGCCUUUGAAAUCAUAGAGUUUUGGUGGUGGGCUUAAUAUAAAGAAUGCCUUCUGUAGCAUUAGUGAUGUUGUUCGACUCUGGAAAUAUCCAAACUUCGGUGAGAUGGGAUGGUAGGUCAGACUUCAGGAUUAUGUAUGCUUCUAUGGCUAACCAAAUCAGUGUGCUUAACUCGUUCUGAUUCCUGUCUGAAUGCUUUUUAAAAUACCUUUUGUGUUGAAAUAAAAAGAAAAAACACAAUAAUAAUAAUAAUGAGAGGGAGGAAACCAAUGCUCCUUACUACUGUAUAACCAGUAAUUUGUUUGCAAGGAUGAGUGCUGUGACAGUUGCAUUUUUCCCUAAGAGCACUGCAUCCACACUUCUCAGCUCAAUAGCACUGAGCCAAACCCGCAGUUCACGUGUGCUUCCAUUAACUGUGCGGCUCCGAACAGCUGAUGGAACCUGUGCUCUUGAUGGCUGAAGUAGGCAGGACUCUUGACAUGCAUUGUGAGCGAGCCUCCAACGCAAAGGAGCUGCUGUUGUGAUUUCUCUUGGGAAGCAUCUUUGUGAAUUAAAAUGAGAAAGCAGACUUGCAGGUCAGAAAACGUUACAUACUUUAACUUCUCUUGAUGCCUGUAGACUGAGGUCUUCGGAGUUUCAUUUGUAUCACUGAGUUCAACUCAGUUUGAGCAAUGGGAAAUACCAGUUGCCAAUUUCAUUUUCACUGUUGGGUUUUCAGGCUGCAGUGCGACAUGUUAGUUUACACUGCAAGGGAAAAUAGAACUGAAGUGAUCUUAGGAAAGUGGAAGUUAACAACAGCCUGCUGAUGGUGGUGGAGAGUCACUCCCAGCACGUAGAGCUUGCACAAGUAUCGUUGCAGCCACGGCUGUCCCAGUUUUGUUGGAGCUAAAUGUAAUCAUUAUUUGGAUUUGGUUUAGAAAAAGAUUUCAAAGCCGAAGGGGAGGAAGGUGGCAGUCCUAAAGCAGAGCGGUAGAUUAACUACAAUUAAUAAUGUCUUAAUUCUUUGAGUAUUCAAGUCAGCAGGUUUUUUUGUUGGUUUUUUUUUUCCUUUUAAAACAUCAGAAGGACAAAAUUUAAGAGGUUCCGGUCUUUCAUGUACUGCUUUUGGCUUUAAGAAUAAAAGGAUGGAACCCAGAAUGAAUUAGUUGGGAUGGGAAUGCAAAAAGGCCCUAAACCCCUAGGAACAAAUGUGCUGAAUCUGCAGAGCAUCGUUUCCAUGUCCAUUAAUGGAACUACUGAAAACAUCAGUGCUGGCGUUUUAGGGAGCUUUUGUUCUUGCUGAGUGUUUGAUGCUGGACUCUCAAGUCUGCUGAGUGUGAAACUUUCAGACAUGUAAAUAGGAAGCUGGGCGUUAUGUGAUGGCCCCCAGUCUGCAAGGUGCUGGAGGAGCCAUUCCCAUGCCUUCUGCUUGCUGCCAUAGGAACAGCUUGAUGCUGGACACUGGGAUUUCCUACAGUCCGUUGCUGGUGUUGUGAUUCACAAUGACCACAAGUACCAAGAGUUAAGUUGUGUUUAUUAACCAGAUCUAACUUUUUGGUGCCAGGAAUCAAGUCUGUAGAGCGAGUGCUGAGUUCUGCAGGUGUUGGUAGCUAAUCGUGCCAGGCAGUUCAGUGCUCAAAUAACUGAAUCACUGCUGACAAGGGGUUAAUAGGAGACACAAGCCUAGGUUCUCCUGGCCAGGGGAUUUGGGUAUUUGAGAAGUGAGUCGAUAGCAUUUCCAGAACCGGCUGCUUCAUUCAUGUUUCAAAGCAAAGAUUUUGGUUCUUAGCAUCUGUCUUGUUACUAAGCCUAUGUACCAACAUGCUGAAUUAGAGAGUUUUCUCCUGUCUCCUCACAGCGUUAACUCCACGUUGUACCAUGAAAGUCUCGUCCGCAGUGACAAGCUGUGCCUGUCUUUUUAGAAGGUUCAUCACCUCUUUAUAUCUAUUUUGUGGAAAGUGUAACUUUUUCAUUGAUGACUUGUAUAAAUGUGUGUUACAAAUGGAGAGAUUUAAGCUUGAAAAGCAUGUUUGCGGAAUACACAGCUUCAUUAUGGAAUUUAUAAAUUUAACAGAGUAAUAUACCAGAGCAUAACUAUUUUCCUUAAGUAGAAUGUAUAACAAUAUAUAAUAAUUUAUUCUCCACGUAGUUCACCGAUAUUUACAGUUUUACACAAUUCAAACUGUGUGUUUACAGAAAGUUCAAUAAAUGUAUAUUUUGUACUAUGUACAGAUUCCUGGUCCCAAAGAAAAUGUGUGAACUUAGUUUCUAACUUAACUUUUGAGAUUGUACCUUUCUCUUUUUUUUUCUCUCCUUUGGUUUGGAAUCAGUUGAACGAACUGCAUUACGCCUGUUGACGGUGGAGGCUUGCUUUGGAGUGAAUGGGAAUUGGAAAUAUUUCUAAUCUACGAAAGUGAUUCCACUAAAUAAAACAGGCAAUGACACUG